This is a messenger RNA of Punica granatum (pomegranate), 492 nucleotides long. The record is from RefSeq and is a predicted model, not a curated record. NCBI's taxonomy places the organism in Eukaryota, Viridiplantae, Streptophyta, Magnoliopsida, Myrtales, Lythraceae.
AUGGAAGGCGAGAGGAACCACCAUCACCGCCACCACCAGGCCAGUGGAUACGGUUCCGCUGAAGGCAGUCCUAUGGGAAUGGACUCCUAUGGGACUGGCCGCCCUGGGGGGAUGGGAUCCUAUGACAACAAUUCUGCGGGGAUGGGAUCCUAUGACAACAAUUCCAUGGGGAUGGGAUCUUAUGACAACAGUUCCACAGAAUGGGAUCUUAUGACAACAAUUCAAUGGGAACGGGAUCUUAUGGGAGCAGCGGACAGGACUACAGGAGGGAGGAGAAGCAGUACAAGCACCAUGAGCACAUGGCAUGAGAGGCACGAGAUAGGGAAAGACCCAGAGCAUGCACGCCGACACAGGGUAGAGGAGGAGCUAGGCACCGCAGCCGCUCUUGGGGCUGGUGGGUAUGCAUUACAUGAGCACCACGACAUGAAGGAGGCCAAGAAGAUGGAGGAAGAGGGCCAUGGAAAGCACCACCGCCACCUAUUUAGAUCAUAA